AGAUUCCACAAGCGCUCGCAUUGACUCCCUUUGCAACAAUGCAAGGUCUCCAGAUGUGGAUGGCUGGUGUUUUACAUAGGACCUGCUAUGGGGAAACUACAAUAGCAAAGCGUCUUCGUUGUGGACGUGUGGCGUUUUGAUUUAAAUAGGGACGCGACGGUCGACAGAACUUCCGCUUUCAAUCUGCAUCUCCAACAACCAAACCUCUCUCGCGUUAAUAUGCAAACAUCCCACUCAAACGUCCAUUCAUCAGCAGGCUCACAUAUUCUACAGAACAUCCAGGGGCAUGUAGUCGGGCAACAGGUCACAAACCAACACGGUGUCAGCUAUCGUCACCAGCAGCUCGUCGAAGACAAGGUCACGAUUAUGCACUUGCCCACGGAAAUCCUCGCCCAAAUUUUCCUGUGCUGCAUCCCAGAAGACAGUGACCGGACGCCCGCGCCACAUCUGGAUCCCAGGCUCUUGACCACAGUAUGUCGACGAUGGCGGGAGAUCGCAUUGGACAUGCCGAGUCUAUGGCGCAAGCUGCGAUUGGAAGUCGGGCGCGGUAACUGGCAGCAGAGAGCUUUCUGCUAUGACACUUACCUCAAGCGAUCACGAGGACGUCAGCUGUCGUUGACACUCGAGUGUCAUAACGAUGACGGGAAAGAGCUACGAAGCCUGCUCCAGCCAUACGUCAAUCAAAUUUCGUCUCUGUCUUUUGGGUUAUCCUUCGGUGCCAGCUCCUGUCCAGUGGUGGCGGCGGACUUUGGGGGACUUGAGAAACUGGUUAUGUACACGACGGGUUCUAAUCCUGCACUAACUAUCGCCCACUCGGUCGCCCACUCUAUCACGCAACUGCCACCCAGCAUGCGCACUCUCAAGUUAACGGACCUAUGGCUUGACCUCAAAAUGUUAUCUGGUUUCAAUCCUCUCGCAUGGGUCAAUCUCACGAAUCUCGAGAUCGUGGUAGACGCACUAAAUUGCUUCCCCUGCUUGCUCCGCCUGUGUCCCAACCUCUCGUCAUUGACGAUAAUUGGAAUGUUUUCGUCGGUGAUCGAGACCCCGGAAGAAUUGCCGCACUCCAAACUUCAAUCCUUGCGCAUAUCUGGCGAUUUGCAUCUGGACUGGAUGGGAAGUCUCGUGUUAUUCGAUUUCAUCACUCUCCCCAAUCUACGCGCGAUCGAGGCUCGCGAUGUAGGACCAUGGCCUCAUGAGGCGUUCAAGGGAUUUUUGACACGAUCACGGUGUCCCCUCGAGAGUUUGAUUUUUGGCGGUGGAGUAAUAACUACGCGUCAGCAGCUAGAAGAAUACGGUACCCUUUUUCCUUCCCUCUCAGUAGUAACAGAUCCUAUGCGUUGCUCGUUUUACUUUUAACUUGGAUAGACUCGGACAGUCGUUUUGUACUACGUAGUUGAUGACAUGAUGAUAACGAGAUUAUGCUGUAGCCCAUACUUACCCUUCGCCAACCC
Messenger RNA from Suillus discolor, 1451 nucleotides. RefSeq lists its product as uncharacterized. Gene Ontology annotation, cellular component: SCF ubiquitin ligase complex. The transcript is spliced from 2 exons. Gene Ontology annotation, biological process: SCF-dependent proteasomal ubiquitin-dependent protein catabolic process. The record is from RefSeq and is a predicted model, not a curated record. Bases 220 to 1356 code for a protein of 378 amino acids. Gene Ontology annotation, molecular function: protein binding. Lineage: Eukaryota; Fungi; Basidiomycota; Agaricomycetes; Boletales; Suillaceae.